AUCUCUGGCUUCUUUUACUCUACUCUACUCUACUCUCUACUCUCUACUCUCCACUCUCUUCCUUAUUUCUAUCAAUUUUUUUUCUGUUUCCAACUCAAUUUCACAUUCUCCAUACAAAGUAACUACAUUACUAUUUAAUUUAGUUCAUCUUAACUUCUGGGGCUUUCAAAAGCUUCCAACUUUUUUGGAAAAUCUUUCCUACUCAAAUUUUGGACUUGUGCCCAUUUUUCUUUUGUGAAAGUUGGUAUUUGGGUUACACUGAUUUGAACAUCUGGUUACUUACACCUCAGUUUGGUUCAUUUUUUCUUAACGGGGAUUAAUAUCAAAGGGGUGUUGGUGGGGGAAGGGUGUGAUAGCUUCAUAAGAGACCUCAAAUUUCUUUUUAAGACCAUGAUUCUGGCACACAACGGGUGCCUUCUGUUGAAUUCUCGCCUUAUUCUUCACAAAGAAUAUAUCAUAGACAAAAGUUUCUACUUUUGGAUCUUUCAGAUUUUUAAUAGCUAUAGUCUUGGUACCUAACAGGAAAAUUCUAUAUCCUUCACCAACAUUCUUGAAAAUACUAUCUUUUUUGUUGUGUUAAAUUGAGACCGGAAGAGACUAGAAAACUGCAUAUACCUUUGGUUCCUUGUUUCUCAAUUAUACACUUUCCAUUCUGUAAGUGAGAAUGGGAGGGGCAUCACUGCCUCCGGGUUUUCGUUUCCACCCUACUGAUGAAGAACUGAUAGGAUACUACCUGAAAAGAAAAGUUGAGGAGCUUGAAAUUGAACUUGAAGUUAUCCCUGUGAUUGAUUUGUACAAGUUUGAUCCUUGGGAGUUGCCGGAGAAGUCAUUCUUACCCAAAAGAGACUUGGAAUGGUUCUUCUUUUGUCCAAGGGAUCGAAAGUAUCCGAAUGGAUCAAGAACAAACAGAGCUACCAAAGCAGGAUAUUGGAAAGCCACUGGAAAAGACAAAAAGGUUGUGUGCCAAUCUAGUCCAUCAACAUCAAUCAUGAAAGCCACCGGAUAUCGCAAGACCCUUGUUUUCUAUCGGGGAAGAGCCCCUUUAGGCGACCGAACGGAUUGGGUUAUGCACGAGUAUCGCCUCUGUGAUGAUCUUGGCCAAGACUCACCAAGUUUUCAGGGUGCUUAUGCUUUGUGCCGGGUUAUUAAGAAGAAUGACAAGGCCAGUGAUUACAAGGGUAAAAGAGGUGUCAGCAGUUCCAAGAAUGAGAAUGAGACCUCAAUGAGAUUGUCAUCCUCUAAGGAGCACUUGAGCAUCUCUGCUGAUGUUUCUUCUCAAGCAAGUCAGCUAUGCAGCGAGAGUCGUUAUUCGAGCCCUAUAGCUUCUCCUUGUGCAUACAAUGUGGCUGCAACGGCUGUGUUUGAGCCACCUUCUGUGGACACUAAUCCUUCAACCUUCUUGGUCUCCCCUGAUAUGAUUCUUGAUUCUUCAAAGGACUUUGCUCAAACACAAGAUGCUAUUUCAGAAUUCCUUCCGCAUCAUGAAUUGCUAAGUACAAUGACACCAUGGCAAUCAUUGGAACAUACAGAAAUUUCAUCCAGUUCAUCCUACUCAAAUUUCAAUGGGGAGAUAGAAUUCUCUGAUGAACUUGGCCUAAUUGGCCGAAUGUCGCGUUACUCAGGACAAGUAGACAUGUUAGACUUCUAUGGAAAUGAGGAAGUGCUGUAUGAAUAUGAAGGAUAUGACCAGAUCAAUUCAAUCAGAGAUCCAAGACAAUUCUGAAGUGAAAAGGAAA
Messenger RNA from Arachis ipaensis, 1736 nucleotides. RefSeq names its product NAC domain-containing protein 71. Gene Ontology annotation, biological process: regulation of DNA-templated transcription. The record is from RefSeq and is a predicted model, not a curated record. Lineage: Eukaryota; Viridiplantae; Streptophyta; Magnoliopsida; Fabales; Fabaceae. Gene Ontology annotation, molecular function: DNA binding.